Messenger RNA from Vicia villosa (hairy vetch), 818 nucleotides. RefSeq lists its product as uncharacterized. Gene Ontology annotation, biological process: protein targeting to ER. Lineage: Eukaryota; Viridiplantae; Streptophyta; Magnoliopsida; Fabales; Fabaceae. Bases 249 to 767 code for a protein of 172 amino acids. The transcript is spliced from 4 exons. The record is from RefSeq and is a predicted model, not a curated record. Gene Ontology annotation, cellular component: signal recognition particle receptor complex.
AGCGACAUACAAUUGUAGUUAUUUAAGAACAAAUCAACAAAUAUCGUUUGUAUAUUGUAUGUGAGGGAAAAGAAGAGUUAGGGUCAGGUGGUUGAUUAUAAACUAAAAGUAUCUUAUUGCAUUAGCAAGUAAUAUUACCAUUGAUUUUCCUUUUAUUUGAAUUGGCUCUAAUGUAAUGUUCGUGACAUUUUAUUUUAUGUCUGUGUCAGCUUAGAGAUGGAUCUACUCAUCAGGGUACUGUUACAUCAAUGGAACCAAAUGAAGAUACUUUUAUUCUUCAUGGUGAAACAACAAAGAAGGGUAAGAUAAAACCUGUUCAUAUUGUUGAUGUUCCUGGACAUUCUCGUCUUCGACCCAAACUGGAUGAGUACUUGCCUCAAGCAGCUGGUGUAGUCUUUGUGGUCGAUGCUUUGGACUUCUUACCAAAUUGUCGUGCUGCCUCAGAGUACCUAUAUGAUCUAUUGACCAAGGGAAGUGUUGUGAAGAAGAAGAUUCCUCUGCUUAUUCUCUGCAACAAAGCAGACAAAGUCACUGCUCACACUAAAGAAUUCAUCCGCAGACAGCUCGAGAAAGAAAUUGACAAAUUACGGUCAUCGAGAAGUGCGGUUUCAGAAGCUGACGUUACAAAUGAGUUCACUUUGGGAGUACCUGGAGAGCCAUUUUCCUUUACUCAGUGCUCUAACAAAGUUACAACUGCGGAUGCUUCUGGUUUAACUGGAGAGAUAUCUCAGCUAGAAGAGUUUAUCAGAGAAUAUGUGAAGCCUUAGUUGGAUAUAAUGUUUAAACUAUGGUUUUUGUUAAAUUAAACUUGUUAUGAA